GGGGCAGGGUGGGGAGUUCCAGCAGGUCUGGUGCCCCUCACCCCUUACUGUCCGGUCCACCCUGCCCCAGGGCAUCCAGCCGUGUACCAGCCGCAUCUCAGAGCUCAGGCUGCUAUGACAGUGACAGUCUGGAGCUGCCCCGGCCAGAGGAGGGAACCCCUGAGGACAGUGGCCCUGGGGGCUUGGGCACACGGGCUCAGGCGGCCAACGGGGGCUCAGAGCGGUCCCAGCCCCCUCGCAGCUCAGGCCUGCGACGCCAGGCCAUCCAGAACUGGCAGCGCAGACCCCGCCGACACAGCACUGAGGGGGAGGAGGGUGACGUCUCGGACGUAGGCUCCCGAACCACAGAGUCAGAGGCUGAGGGCCCGUCGGAUGCCCCCCGCCCCGGGCAUGCCAUGGCUGGGCCACUGAGCAGCUACCGGCUCUCAGCCCGCCCCGAGGGAGGCAGUGGGCGGGGGCGGCGAGCAGAGAGGGGCAGCCCCUCACGCUCCAACGAGGUCAUCAGCCCCGAGAUUCUCAAGAUGCGAGCUGCCCUCUUCUGCAUCUUCACCUACCUGGACACACGCACACUGCUGCAUGCCGCCGAGGUCUGCCGGGACUGGCGCUUCGUGGCCCGCCACCCUGCGGUCUGGACGAGGGUGCUGCUUGAGAAUGCCCGCGUCUGUUCCAAGUUCCUGGCGAUGCUGGCUCAGUGGUGCACCCAGGCCCACUCGCUGACGCUGCAGAACCUGAAGCCCCGGCAGCGGGGAAAGAAGGAGAGCAAGGAGGAGUAUGCCCGGAGCACCCGGGGUUGCCUGGAGGCCGGGCUGGAGUCCUUGUUGAAGGCGGCCGGGGGCAACCUGCUGAUCCUGCGUAUCUCCCACUGUCCGAACAUCCUCACAGACCGUUCGCUCUGGCUAGCCAGCUGCUACUGCCGCGCCCUGCAGGCUGUCACCUACAGGAGUGCCACAGACCCUGUGGGCCACGAGGUCAUUUGGGCCCUGGGAGCAGGCUGCAGAGAGAUUGUGUCCCUCCAGGUGGCACCACUUCAUCCCUGCCAGCAGCCCACACGCUUCAGUAACCGCUGCCUGCAGAUGAUUGGUCGCUGUUGGCCCCACCUCCGGGCGCUGGGGGUUGGGGGCGCCGGCUGUGGGGUGCAGGGCCUGGCAUCACUUGCGAGAAACUGCAUGCGGCUGCAGGUCCUGGAGCUCGACCAUGUGUCAGAGAUCACUCAGGAGGUGGCGGCUGAGGUCUGCCGGGAAGGCCUAAAGGGGCUGGAGAUGCUGGUGCUCACGGCCACCCCCAUCACCCCUAAGGCCCUGCUGCACUUCAACAGCAUCUGCAGGAAUCUCAAGUCCAUUGUGGUCCAGAUAGGGAUUGCUGAUUAUUUCAAAGAGCCCAGCAGCCCUGAGGCCCAGAAGCUAUUUGAGGACAUGGUGACAAAACUCCAGGCCCUGCGGCGGAGGCCCGGCUUCUCUAAGAUUCUGCACAUCAAGGUGGAAGGCAGCUGCUAACCCGGGUGGGGGGCGGCAGGGCCCCUGCCAGCCCCAGACCAGGGCACUCUCUUUGGACCUCCGGAGGGACUCUGAUUUGGAUCAGACCUUCGGGGGCCUAGUGUUAUCCUGCCUUCCAGGGAGGGGUUGAGUUUCCUGUCCUCCUUCUGGAACAGUGGGGCAACAGGCCUGACCCAGGGUACUGCCUCCCCAGGUCAGGGGCUUGGACAGAAGCUGCCCUCCGACCCCCCCCACCCCCAGCUGGAGCAGCCUUCUGGCACAGCCAGCGAGGAGCUGCCACCACCAGCGCCUGGUGUCAUCACCCGGAGGAUCUGCAAUAACCACCCAGUGGCUCCUCGGCUGCUCAGGCAGGCCUCUCCUUCCUAAGGCCCAGCCUCCUGGUCAGGGGCAUCUGCCAGGCCCCAGGCCAGAUGGGCCUCCACAAGGCAGCUCAGACUUGGCAAGGAGGGCUCUUCUCCCCCUAUCCUGUCCCAGCCUUGGAUGGGGCACGUCCUUCGAAUGGCCUGACUAGGCUCUGGAUCCACAUUCUCCAGGGAUAGCACGGGCAGGCCUAGGGGCCUGGGCAUGUGGUCAGCCAAAAGGGGCAGAGGUACAGUGGGGUAGUUGGGCUGGGUUUGGAAAGGAAAACAGUCACCUAGAACUCUCCAGAAUGAGACCACCCUUCCCAAGCUGGGGAAUUACCAUGGGGAGAAAACGUAUUUAUUGUGGUAAGAAGACAAGACCUCUCUUCCACCCACCCCAUAUCCUACCACACACCAGAGCUCAAUUCAGAGCUAGAAGGUGCAUGUUUCUGUACCUACCAUUCAUUCCUGAGAAACCCUCUGGAGGGUCAAGGUUUUUCCCUGGGAAGCCCUGUCAGCACUGAGAAGUCCUCAAAGAAGUUCCUUCUAAAAUAGGUGCUUGGGCAGGAAUUUGAUGGCCCUUGGGUUCCCAAGGCUGCCUGGGAGGGAGGCACUGGGCUGCCCUCUGUGCUGAGGCCUGGGGGAAGUUGGCAGGAGGGUGGCUUGCUUUGCUUCUUUGUCUAGUUAGCUUGCUUGAAGACAUGACCUUGGCAGGGAGACAGACCUGUGGGGCCAAAGAAGAGGAAGAGCAUCAACAGACUUGCUUCCCCUUCCUCAGUCUCCACCGGCCCCAUAGGCUGGGGGCUGCGUUGGGGACCUUCUGCCUAGGGGGCAGGACUGGGGCCCGGGCAGGAGCCAGUUGGCUUAGAAAGCCACAGAAUGCCAGGGGGGCUCUUUGCUGGCCCUUGCACAGUCUCUAAAGGACCAGGUCUCAGCACCAAGGCUCCAAAGACUGAGGCUCCCCAGUUCCUCCCCAGAACUCCCACAGUGGCUCAGCGGCCAUGGGUCCUGCCAACCAUCACUUGGAAAGUUCUUUCAAACAUUCAAACUAGAUCUAGCUUAGGGUUUUCUUCUCUUCUGGAUAGAAUGGGCUCCCAGCCCUAGCUAUUAGGCUGCUGGUCCCAGUUGAGGAUGGGGUCCUCUUGUUUCCCAGUCCUUCCCAGGGACUCAACUUUUUGCCAUGACCUGGCUUGGAUGAGCAUCAAGGCCCAGCCCUGGGUUACCUUGUAACACGUCGUCCAGAGCUGGGACCCCAUAGGCGCAGCAGCAUCCCCCGCUCCCCUGGCUCCACUCCCCAGCUCUGUCCCUGCUUUUUAUCAUAGCUACUUUUCCUCCUGUGGCUUGUUAUGCCCCUGCCCUUUGAAGACCUGAAAUGCCGAGAGUGUCCUGCUGGCAACUUCCUGUCCAGUUCUGCACAAAGUCUUGGCUAUAUGAGCCACCUCUGCCUCCACCCCAGAGCAGCUGGCUCCAUCAGCUCCCUACCCCCAGCCCCAUCCUCAGGAGUCACAGGAAAGAGCACAGCUUUCCUCUUCUCCAGCAGCCUGGAAGGGAGUUGGAGGACUACUCGGGGCCUGUCUGCCCUGGGUUUGUCUGCCCUGCCUUGCCAACUGCACCCCAGUAGCUCCUGUCUGUGCCCCAUGACCCCAAGACCAGAGGUGCUGCCCCCACUGUCUCCUGGACAAAGCACAAAAAGAUGUCCUGCCUGGCCUGAGUCUGCCCAACUGAGGGACUGUCUCUGCCCCAGGGACUCUCCAUCCCUGAAUACAAGGCUCUCCCUUGGUGGUGCCUACUGGAAUGUCUGGCAUCAGCCCUCAGAAGGAGGUUAGGGUGCAUGGGCAGUGAGCUAGGGUGGGAGAAAGGUGGUGCUGAGAGGAUUGAUGCUAGUCAUAGGCCCAUUCGUUCAUUCAGUCAUUCAUUUGUGCAACAGUCCUGAGCACCACCAGCACUAGAGGCACAGGGUGAAUAAGACCUCUUCUGUCUGGUGGGAAGUCUACCACCCAUCGGGUUAGCUCUUUCCCAGAAACCCUCUCAGUCUCCACCCGGUUUUCUGGCUCUGUAUGUGAAGGCUGGGUGAGAAUACAUGUUACGCAGGCCCAAGCCCCUGAACAGGAAUGACAGGUCACAGCGUGUCCCACUGCACACAUGUCCCUGGAGCUGGCAGACUUGUGCACUGUCUCCAUGCAUGCCCUGAACACAGCUUUGCGGCCCCUGCCCCCCAGCAGUCCCUUGAUGCCGUUCUUUGUUCUCUCCUCAGGGGGAGGAGCCCUGGGGUACUGUUGCUUGCUAGGAUACUCCAUUCAUUUCUCUGGCAACCAUACAGCUAGGGCUGAGGAUGGAAACGGAGAGGGCCUCGCCAGCCCUAGAAGCACCUCAUCCCACCGUUACCUACCCAGAGAAGCCCUCCUCCAUAUCUCAUACCUAGUAAGAUGCAAAGGAGAAAUAUCUGAAAGUAAGCCAAAGCAAGCCUUGUUCCAGGGGUCCCAGGUAUGUGUAGAGGUCCUAUGAGGGGUGGCCACUUGGCCUCUCCACCAUCUCUCCCUGCCACACAGUCUGGCCGCAUCUGGGAAGUAGGCAUAUUUGGCUUAAGUAUCCAUGCUUUAUUCAGGCUGCUUCCCCACAGGACUGGCAGGAAAUAAAAGAUGCGUUAUGUACAUGUGUGUGUAUGUAUACACACACACACACACACACACAACCCUGUGGGGACAAAGAGUGGGAUGCCUAGAACUAUGGCUUUUCACUGGCCAGGAGAGACCACCUAAGGAUCAAGGCUCAUGGUAGUUGAGUCUGAGCAAGCCCCUUGGGAAUUGCCUCAAAAAAAAAAAAAAAAAGACCUCCUUCUGAAGUUCUACUACUCCAGGGUUUGGCUCCUUAGCUUGCCUUUGGGUCCUGCCUGGCCCCCUGGUCUUGAAUUCUUUGGGCCACAGAUGGGAACUGCCCAGUUCCCAGUCCCUCUAAAGCGCAAAAAUUAAUGACUUUCCCAGUGAAUAUUGGUGCCAAAGUCCCAGUUUCUGGCGGACUUGAGGUGAAAACAGGAGAGAUGGUGAUUGCAUGGCCCGAGUGCCCAGAGAAGUUAAUUUGAACCCACAGGGUGUGUCCCAGCAUAUCCCUGAUGAGAUUAACUUCCCCACACUGGGUCCCUGGCCCAUCUUUCUACCCCAGUAGCCACACUGUCUCACCCAGCCUCGCUCCAGGCCUGCAUUUCUGUAUAUAUUGCUGUGUAUUGUGUGUAUGUGUUUAUUCCUGGACAAGUGUGUGCAUCUGUAGCCCUUGCCUGAGGACAAGGCUUAGGACUGGGUGAAGACUAGGACACCAAGGCCAGCUACGGCAACUGCUCCCUCCCCAACCCCUUGGGACCUCAGUCCCAAGGCUGCCCUGACAAUCAGGCAGGCUCCCCACCACGAGGCCAAGCUUCCUCUGCCACUUCCACCAUGGCGCAAGUGAGGCUUGGCCUUGGGCUCCCCAGCCUCAGCUCUGCCCUGGCAGGGGCCUUGUAUCCAGGUGCAGGGCCUGAGAUGACCCAGGUUUCCUUGCGGCUGAUGCCAGCAGGCUUGGUUCCGGUGGGCCCUGCUGGUGGGGACCUUCCCCACUGGCCCCUAGGCCUGCCUUCCCGCACAGCCAGGCUGCAAGGGCCUGGGCAGGAGAGGGUAGCUUCCCCCACCCCAAGCACAGGCAGGGGGUGGAGAGCAAUUUUUGGUUUUACUUUUAUUUCUAAAGUGGUGCCUGUACCUCCAGCCCCAAGGGGGCCUCCCCUGGCCCCACUUCUCUGCCCCACCCAGGCAUCACCAUCCCAGCACUUUGUUCCAUGUCACCCACAGAUGCCCUUUGCCGAAUGUACUUGAGCGUAUGUAUUUAAAAGGACUCACCUGGGCAUCAGAGGAUUUAGAGCUCUGUAUCCAAUAAAAGAUGGUGAAACUGGUA
Carlito syrichta (Philippine tarsier) is the source of this 5752-nucleotide messenger RNA. It is a transcript of the gene FBXO41, whose product is annotated as F-box protein 41. The coding region runs from base 396 to 1493 and encodes 365 amino acids. The transcript has 9 exons. The record is from RefSeq and is a predicted model, not a curated record. Gene Ontology annotation, molecular function: protein binding. Lineage: Eukaryota; Metazoa; Chordata; Mammalia; Primates; Tarsiidae.